AUGGUGAUCCCAAGGUUAAGGAUCUAUCUCCAGGCUCUGGCAAUAGAUGACCAAGCCAUACCUGAUCACACUUAUCAGCAGGGAAUCAUCAAGUACAAAGGAAGGAUACUAAUUGGAGCUACAGGAACUUUGAGACAGCAGCUUAUCUCAUGUAUGCAUGAAUCAUGGAUUGGGGGUCAUUCGGGAAACUUAGGCACUUACCAGAGGCUGAAGGGGUACUUCAUCUGGCCAGGAAUGAAAAGAGAGGUGGAGGACUUUGUCCAACAAUGUCAAACUUGUAAGAUCAGUAAAGGGGAGCAUUGCAAGUACCCCGGACUGUUACAACCAUUGGACAUUCCGGAACAAGCGUGCAACCAUUACACUGCCAAAGGAGUGGCCCAGGUGUUCUUUGAUAACAUAUACAAGCUCCAUGGGUUACCGUCAAGCAUUGUAUCUGAUAGGGGCAAGGUGUUUGGAGACGUAUCUACGGUGCUUGUGCUUCCAACAACCCAAGAAAUGGAAGAGGUGCCUUACUGCUACAGAAAUAAUACUAAUCAUCAUACAGCUCUGCGAAUGUCACCCUUCCAGGCCUUGUACGGGUAUGCCCCACCCCAGUUGAGCCAGAGACAGUAUGCUGACAGAAACAGGAGUGAGAGAUCAUUUGAAGUAGGUGAUCUAGUGUAUCUCAAAUUGCAACCAUACAAACAGACGUCCAUUGCCUUAAGGAGGAAUUUGAAGCUCUCUUCCAAAUACGACGGGCCUUAUAGGGUGCUGGAAAAGAUUGGACCAGUGGCUUAUAGGUUGGAGCUACCUCAGGGAUCAACUGUGCAUCCUGUAUUCCAUAUUUCCCUACUGAAGCCAUCUGCAAAAGGAGCUGUUGUGCACUCGCAACCACCCACGCUCACUGAGGAGAGUGAGGUCAAAAUAACUCCUGCAGUUGUCCUUGCUAGAAGGACUCUGCAACGAAAUGGGAGAGACGUGGAGCAAGCAUUAAUCCAGUGGUAA
This is a messenger RNA of Coffea arabica (coffee), 984 nucleotides long. Lineage: Eukaryota; Viridiplantae; Streptophyta; Magnoliopsida; Gentianales; Rubiaceae. The record is from RefSeq and is a predicted model, not a curated record.